AUGAAUAGCCAAGACGGCAUCAAGCUGGAGGCUCGAAGGAGCGAGGAAGGCCAUGGCCUUCUGCACGGCGAUGAGAAGCUUGACGGCCGCGACAACUUCGACCUCGAGGCUCGCGCUGGCGCUGUCGACAGCCAGACCGAGAAGCUCAAGGAGAAGCCUGUCGAAUACUCCACGUUGCCCCAAGUCAAGUUUGCCUGGCUCAGCGCAUACUUCUGCUUCAGCUUGGUCCUCACCUUGUACAACAAGCUGGUCCUCGGCGUGUUUCCCUUCCCAUGGCUCCUGACAGCCCUGCACGCCACCUGCGCCAGUCUUGGCUGCUACGGCUUGCUGCAGAUGGGCUACUUCUCCAUGUCCCGCCUCGGCAGACGGGAAAACCUCAUCCUGCUGGCCUUCAGCUUGCUUUUCACCAUCAACAUUGCCGUGUCCAACCUCUCGCUGGCCAUGGUCUCUGUGCCCUUCUACCAGGUCCUGCGCACCUCGGUGCCUGUCUUCACCGUUCUCAUCUACCGCGUCAUCUUCUCCCGAACCUACGAGACCAUGACGUACAUGACACUUGUGCCUAUCAUGCUCGGCGCUGCUCUGACCACCAUCGGAGAGUACACCUUUACUGAUCUCGGCUUCCUCCUCACCUUUGCAGGCGUGAUUCUUGCUGCGGUCAAGACUGUUGCGACGAACCGCAUCAUGACUGGCCCUCUUGCCCUUCCCGCCAUGGAGGUUCUCCUCCGCAUGUCCCCAUAUGCUGCCAUGCAGUCUCUGACCUGCGCGUUUGCCGCCGGCGAGUUCGGUGGCCUUGCUGAGAUGCGCGCCCAGGGCAACAUCGCCACCUGGACCGUCAUCGCUCUCCUCGGAAACGGCAUGCUUGCCUUCGGCCUCAACGUUGCCUCGUUCCAGACCAACAAGGUUGCGGGUGCUCUCACCAUUAGCGUCUGCGGUAACCUCAAGCAGUGCCUGACAGUUCUCCUCGGCAUCAUCGCUUUUGGCGUCGAGGUCCACCUCUUCAACGGUGCCGGUAUGGUCCUUACCAUGUUUGGCGCUGCUUGGUACAGCAAGGUCGAACUCGACCGCAAGAAUAGGCAAUAGAUUUUGCGGCGAUAUGUUUUGGUGGAUGGGAUGUAGGCGAACGAGUCACGAUUACUCGACCCCGGGCACAUAGCCAAGAGGUCAAAAAUACACACAGGAUGCCCAACAGCGGCAUCCGAAUCACGCGCCUUUCUUCGAAGCACCACGGCCGACGGCAUGGCGCCAUAUAUCAACCGGGACAUGAAACGCCAAUCGCCGCUACACCAGCAGGCUUAACCCCGGCUUUCUUUCUUCCCAAGUCGUCUUUUCUCUGUAAGACUACAACAGCGGCGGUGCAUUUUUUCCUUCUAGAAAGAGAAAACGCAAAUACCCUCAGCAAUGCAGCGAAACGCAAACGGACUGCUUUUUCUUUUUCCAAAGACGGUGCAAGCAGCAUAGGGUAGGUGGUGGAUCAGGCAGGGCGACGGGCAUCAAGGGGAACUGACAGAGUAUCCCUUUCUGGCGUCUUUGGAUGAUUCGGUUUCUAAAUCUUAUCAGAGUAGCUCCGAUACAUAAUUGGCCUGACUUUUUCUUUCUCUGUU
This is a messenger RNA of Verticillium dahliae VdLs.17, 1601 nucleotides long. Its product is annotated as Drp1p. The coding region runs from base 1 to 1080 and encodes 359 amino acids. Gene Ontology annotation, molecular function: antiporter activity. Lineage: Eukaryota; Fungi; Ascomycota; Sordariomycetes; Glomerellales; Plectosphaerellaceae. The record is from RefSeq and is a predicted model, not a curated record. The transcript has 3 exons. Gene Ontology annotation, cellular component: Golgi apparatus.